AUGUACCGCGCGGGUUUCACCGGCACUCCGGUAGACAUGUCACCGGCCGCCACAAGCCUGGGGCAGUUUCACAGAGCUGUCACAGGAUCGCUGUGCUCCCAGGCCCAUUGGCCUCGGCUCGGGUCUCAUCCGAAAGCCAUCGACCAAAAAAGAACCACAAAGAUGCCCAAUAACCUCACACCAUCCUCAUCAUCAGCCAACCUUCCCCAUCGGUCUUCGGUCAAUCAAGCCAGCUCCUCCGGAAUCCAACCGCAACAACGGACACUGAACGAUCAGGCGAUCCUAGAAUAUCUUUCCCGGCGUGGAUUCGCCAAGGCCGAGGGGGCACUCCGUGCGGAGCUUGCCAAUGCUAUCUCAAACUCUUCUGCCGCUAAAGGAAGGACCGUAGGCUUAGAGGAAUUUGCAGAUAAGAAUGCCAAUACUUCCGAUGCGGCGAUCGCUGGGCUCGGCAAAAAGAAAGAAGGCGUCGGUAGAAACUUGAUCAAACAACCCUCUGAAUACGCCAAAGGUUAUGAAGGAUUGCGCGAGUUUGUCAACAACUCACUGGAUAUCCAUCGACCUGCAAUCACCCCGUUUUUACUUCCUCUAUUCGUACAUUCCUAUCUAGACUUGGUAAUGGAUGGAAGAAGAGAUGCAGCAGACGAUUUUUUGCAUCGUUUUUCAGCAGAUCACGAAAUAUCCGAGCCGUAUUUGGUCCAACACUUAGCCUCACUACGGCAUCCUUAUCAUAUCCAAGAAUCAGAAAUCGCCCAACGAUGGAGAAAAGAACGAUACGUGAUUAGGAUCAGUGAACGCGCUAAGAAUCUGUUGAUGACCUGGCUACAAACUGAAUCUCUAGGAGGUGAUACCGAUGAGAGUAGAGCAAAGGAUCGGAUGACAAGUACCAUCAAUGAGAAAGUUCGAAUUGAAUAUACCCCUAUAUCCCUAUUCAGUCAAUUCCAAUGCGGCCUCGAAUCCGAUUUCCAUCAGCAACAACAGCAAACUGCUUCAACCGAACCUCCACUGAAACUUGGCCCAACACCUAAAGACCCUAAACUAAUGAGAGAAGUAGCCAAACUACUGGCGCAAGAAGAAGCCCCGCCGAAGCCAGCAGAGUCAGGUGACCUUCCAGACGGCGAAAAUGCAGACGUGGCGAUGACUGAUGGCACGAAGACGACAACAAACAAUCCUACAAAUGUCCCCUCAACACCGAUCAUACCCGAAGCUACCCCAUCAACAUCGGAUUUGAUCCCACCGACAAAUGCCGAUCUUUUACCCUAUUUGAGUAACUUCAAAACGAUAGAUUUGAGGAGAGAGGUGGAGUCGAUCAGGGAAGCCAAGAAGCGGAUCAGACUGGGUCCAGAAGCAUUCAAUGAUAACAAACAAGUUGAGAAGGAAGUUUGGAAGCCAAGUGUGUGUGCAUUCACGAUCCAUGAUGCUGGGCAAACGAUGACUGCUGCUAGGUUCUCAGAGGACGUGACGAUCCUUGGUGCUGGGUUUUCGGAUAGCUACAUCAAGCUCUGGAACCUCAAGGGUGAUCCCUUCGAACCCAUCAGAGAUGAUGGCACCACCGAGGCUAAUAACCUGGGAAGCAACGAAGCUGAAACGAUAAGGCGGAUGCGAAAGAAAACGGCCAGCAAUUCAAUCAAGUUAAUUGGCCAUUCAGGUCCGGUAUAUUCGCUCUCCUUUGACCCCAUUCCGGGCCCCUCCUCGCCGCCUCGCCAUCUUCUUUCGAGUUCACAAGACUCAACGAUCCGGCUUUGGUCCUUGGACCUCUUCAAAAACCUGGUUGUCUAUCGAGGACAUAGAGAACCUGUCUGGGAUGUCGAAUGGGGCCCUAAAGGGAUCUAUUUCGCAUCCGCAAGUAGGGACCGAACGGCUCGUCUGUGGUGCUCUGAACGCAUUGGAGCCGUACGUAUGUUUGUUGGACAUUUGAGUGAUGUUGAUUGCGUCAAAUUUCACCCUAAUUCACUCUAUCUGGCCACUGGUUCAAGUGAUCGCACUUGUCGAUUGUGGGAUGUUCAAAGGGGCAGCUCGGUCCGGGUCUUUCAUGGACAUGAAGGCGCAGUGAACUGUGUUGCGAUCAGUCCAGAUGGCAAGCUGCUAGCAUCUGCAGGAGAAGAUCAAUCGAUUAAAGUGUGGGACAUUGGAUCGUCGCGAUUGAUGAAGACGAUGCGGGGGCAUCAAUCAUCGAUCUACUCGCUCAGCUUCAGUGCGGAAUCAACGAUCCUAGCCUCGGCUGGUGCCGACUGUAGCAUCCGGGUGUGGGAUGUACAGAGUAUGGGGACAACCGGCCAGAUUCUCUCGAACCCUUCGCUCGAAAACCCCGAGGACUCGCUUGCGCAACCUGGAUUAAAACUCCAGGGUGAGCCGAAAUCUAACAUCAAGCUCCUCAGACGCGGCUUGUUCGGUCUCCAUGAAUAUCGUGAUACGCCCGACUUGUUAUUGACCCUGCCUACUCGACAAACGCCGAUUUUGAAUGUAAAUUUUACGACGAGGAAUUUAUUGCUUGGGGUUGGUCCGAUGGGAAAGAUCCCCACAUCUUGAACACAGACUUGAGAACCAAAUCAAACCAAAUCA
Molecule: messenger RNA, 2559 nt
Organism: Puccinia graminis f. sp. tritici CRL 75-36-700-3
Lineage: Eukaryota; Fungi; Basidiomycota; Pucciniomycetes; Pucciniales; Pucciniaceae
Exons: 9
Coding region: 1-2526 (841 amino acids)
Biological process (GO): transcription initiation at RNA polymerase II promoter
Cellular component (GO): transcription factor TFIID complex
Molecular function (GO): protein binding; RNA polymerase II general transcription initiation factor activity
Source: RefSeq, a predicted model, not a curated record